ACUCCAUUCAAUCCCGGUCUCCUUCCUUUCACACUUGCUCGAUCUCACUCCUCUAAAAUUCGACCACUUUUUCAGCCCAAAUCAAAGAAUCCCAGAAAAACCCACAUUUUAUAAAUCCCUCUUAGAUUAGAAAAAGAGGGACUGAGAAAAAUAUGGCAUUAAAUCCAAGAAUAUUGAAGGCAGGAUUGGGGCUAUUGGCAGUUUGUUUGGCAGCCUAUAUUUUAGGUCCACCAUUAUAUUGGCAAUUUAAGGAAGGUUUAGCAUCUGUCAAGCGUUCAUCAUCAUCUUCUUCUGCAUCUCCUUACACUACCUCAUCUGCGAUUUCUUGCCCUCCAUGCCACUGCGAUUGUUCUGCUCAGUCGCUUCCCUCCAUUCCCCAAGGUUUGAGCAAUAAUUCCUUUGCAGGUCAGUGCUCAGAUGCUCUCUCUCUUCUUUCUGUUUGGCUUUUAUGUAUAUGUGCCUCUCUUUAUGGUUCUAGAAAAUGCUUAAGCUAUGAAUAUGUGUACCCUCUUUUGUUUUUUUUGAGUUUUGUGGGAGGCAUGUUUAACUUUAAUGCUGAUUCUGAAUGUCUAGUAUAUUUUCACUUCGAAAUGAGACAUGGGUUUGGCAUCGUAAUUCUUGUUGUAAUGUCCUUCUAUAAAAAUUAAAGAGUGCCUGACACUUAGUGCAGGAUGUUUUGAAGUUCUGGGUGUUUAUAAAGCCAGUGCAAUUCUUGUUGUAAUGUCCUUCUAUAAAAAUUAAAGAGUGCCUGACACUUAGUGCAGGAUGUUUUGAAGUUCUGGGCUGUUUAUAAUGCCAUGGACUUUUAGGAAGAGCGACAGAAUAAGUUUUCAGCUGCAGUCACAGCUAAAAGGGUAGACAUGAGCAAUUUAGCAUCUAUUUUGCCUAGGUGGGGGGAUUUUUGGUAGAACAUGCUCCUGGUUUUAGAUUCAAUGCCUUCUGAAGGAGCCCUUAUGCUGUUUCUUGUGAAACCUCUGAGCCUGACACUGUUAACUUAUUAUAAUUCUUAUAUCAUUUACUAUCUAAUUGCAUGAUUUGGCAUGAUUACUCAAGAAUGUUU
Molecule: messenger RNA, 1060 nt
Organism: Coffea eugenioides
Lineage: Eukaryota; Viridiplantae; Streptophyta; Magnoliopsida; Gentianales; Rubiaceae
Exons: 2
Coding region: 153-647 (164 amino acids)
Source: RefSeq, a predicted model, not a curated record